Molecule: messenger RNA, 5038 nt
Organism: Xenopus laevis (African clawed frog)
Lineage: Eukaryota; Metazoa; Chordata; Amphibia; Anura; Pipidae
Gene: dlgap1.L
Product: disks large-associated protein 1-like
Exons: 10
Coding region: 1-2943 (980 amino acids)
Source: RefSeq, a predicted model, not a curated record
AUGAAAGGAUUAUCAAGUAGCCGCAGCCAUCAUCAUGGAGUUGUAUGUGAUUCAAUAUGCGAAACUCUGCCUCAUCACACAGAUAGAAAGCCAUAUUUGCUGAAUCCAGUGGAUCCUCACCCUGCAGAUCAUCCAUACUAUGCUCAAAGGAACUCCUAUCCAGUAGAUCAUAUGGUUUCCUAUGGGGACCCGAUUGCCAGCAGUACAUUUCCCAGAAGACAUUAUAGUUCCCACCAUGACGUUAAAGACGACUUGGCUCUAGUUCCCCAUGGAUCAGUUGGAAAAGGCAACCGCAUUCCUUCAUCUAUCUUGGAUCAGUUUGAAAGACAAAUUCCCAUUAAUCGUGAUGGAUAUCACACGUUGCAAUACAAAAGAAGUGCAGUAGAACACCGAAGUGACAGUCCUGGGAGGAUACGCCAUUUAGUUCAUUCAGUUCAAAAACUCUUCACUAAGUCCCAUUCCCUUGAGGGUCCAAUGAAAGGAAAUGCCAAUGGAAACAAAGCUAAUUCAGAUGAAAUGCAGACUGUGAGAUAUGGAAAACGUAGUAAGAGCAAAGAAAGGAGAGCAGAAGUGAAACCUAGGGCUAAUAUAUCAGGAUGGUGGGGAUCACAAGAUAACUUAGACAAUGAUGUUUGCAUCUACCAUGGUCCUUCUACUGUCAUGACUAUGGGGAGAUGCCCUGAUCGUUCCACUUCCCAGUAUUUUAUGGAGGCAUAUAAUACUAUUAAUGAUCAUGCAUUAAAGUCAUCGCGAAGCAAUAAUGAUGUCAAAUGCAACACUUGUACAAAUCUGCCUGUGAAUCUGGAUAGUCAGAUAUUAAAGAAAAGUUCUUGGGCAUCUUCACUAACAGUAAGCAGGGCACGGGAGGUCUAUCAAAAACCUGCUGUAAAUAUGGACCAAGCUCUGGUUAAAUCUGAAUCAAUCAAUCAGCCACAAGAGCGUUCAUGUCAGUUUCUGCAGGUGCCUCAAGAUGAAUGGAGUGGAUACUCCCCUAAAAGCAAAGAUGAGAUUCCAUGCAGGCGAAUGCGCAGCGGCAGCUACAUUAAAGCCAUGGGAGAUGAUGACAGUGGAGACUCUGACACAAAUAGCCCUAAAGCAUCUCCAAAGAUUGCAGCUCGAAGGGAGAGUUACCUUAAGGCUACUCAGCCUUCACUCACAGAACUCACUACACUUAAGAUUUCAAAUGAACAUUCCCCAAAGCUUCAGAUUCGGAGCCACAGUUACUUGAGGGCUGUAAGUGAAGUUUCAAUCAACAGAAGCAUGGACAGCUUAGAUCCAGCAACACUUCUUACAUCUCCUAAAUUCCGUUCAAGGAAUGAGAGCUAUAUGAGAGCCAUGAGCACAAUAAGCCAGGUUAGUGAAAUGGAAGUGAAUGGUCAGUUUGAAUCUGUCUGUGAGUCUGUAUUUAGCGAACUUGAAUCUCAGGCAGUGGAGGCCCUGGAUCUUCCCAUGCCAGGCUGUUUUCGAAUGAGGAGCCACAGCUAUGUUCGAGCGAUCGAGAAAGGUUGUUCUCAAGACGACGACAGCCUGUUGCUUAGGCCAUCAUCACCCCCCCGCACAGCUACUACAGUAAGGACUAUCCAGAGCAGCACGGUAUCCUCAUGUAUUACUACGUACAAGAAGACGCCGCCUCCAGUUCCUCCAAGGACAACCACCAAACCUUUCAUCUCUAUCACGGCUCAGAGUAGCACAGAAUCCGCACAAGAUGCCUACAUGGAUGGACAUGGCCAAAGAGGGGAUAUGAUUAGUCAUUCAGGGCUGAGUAACUCCACCGAGAGUCUGGACAGUAUGAAAGCUCUUACUGCGGCCAUCGAAGCUGCCAAUGCUCAGAUCCAUGGCCCUGCAAGCCAACACUUGGACAACACAACAACAGUCAACUCCACCACUACCACCACCACCACCAUCAUCAAUGAGGACGACAGGAAAAAAAAUCAGUUCCGGAAGAACCUGUCUAUUGGAAUUCAGGUUGAUGGACCUGAGGAAGCUGCUAGGGCAGAAGAGAGACAAGCAGCCUUUCGUUAUCAGUCUGUAGGAAUUCAAGUUGAAGAAGAAAGAGCGCUGCGCAGACUGACCCGGUCUAACAGUGUUACUGCUGCCGUGCAAGCAGAUCUGGAUCUCAGGGAGCAUUUUGAAUGUCCAGUGGAACUGGCUGACCAGGAAUUCCAGUUCAGUAGGCCACUGACAAAGCAGUAUUCCCGAGAUGCUUGUACCUCUACAGUAAGCAUCCAGGGCUCAGGCAACCAUUACCAUGCGUGUGCAGUGGAAGAGGACUUUGAUGCUGAUUUUGAUCCGUCCAUAUUACCUCCGCCUGACCCAUGGAUCGACUCCAUUACAGAAGACCCCAUGGAAGCCGUGCACAGAUCAGUUUGCCACAGAGAUGGACAUUGGUUUUUAAAGCUUCUUCAGGCAGAAAAAGAACGAAUGGAGGGUUGGUGCCAACAGAUGAAGAGAGAGGAACAUGAAAAUGAUCUACCUGGUCCCAUUUUAGAGAAGAUCGGCGGUGCUGUUGGCUGUGCCCAGCUUCUGAUGUCCCAGAAGUUCUAUCAGUUCCGAGAGCUCUGUGAGGAGAACCUGAAUCCUAAUGCACACCCUAGGCCUACCUCUCAGGAUUUAGCGGGGUUCUGGGACAUGCUUCAGCUGUCAAUAGAAAACAUUAGUAUGAAAUUCGAUGAACUCCAUCAGCUAAAGGCCAAUAACUGGAAACAGAUGGACUCCCUUGAUAAAAAGGAUAAAAGGCCCCCUCCUCCAGUGCCAAAGAAGCCAUCGAAAGGUCAGGCCCCACUGGUCCGAGACAGGUCUCUGGAAAGUUCAGAGAGACAACGAAAUGAAGCCCGGAAGCGGCUGAUGUCUGCGAAACGUGCUGCAUCUGUCCGGCAGAAUUCAGCUACAGAGAGUGCUGAUAGUAUUGAGAUCUACAUCCCAGAGGCCCAGACAAGGCUAUGAAGCCAUUCCAAGAAAGACCAGAGAGAUAUUAUAUAUAUAUAUAUAUAUAUAUAUAUAUACCUAUAUCACAUACAAAAAACCUAAUAUAUAUAUAUUGUCUUUUUAUCUGGUUGAUAGAACACAAUCAAGUCUUUCAUGUAUUUGUAUUUUCAUUCUCUUUAUCUUUCUAUUGCUCUUUCUCUCCCUCAGAACUCAUAUUUCUUACAGUUUUCCUUGGUUUGAAGUGCAAACUGUAAGUUCUCCUAAGAGAUGUAUUCUGAGGCUUUAUUCCUGCUUCUUUUCUUGCCUCAUUUCGUCCUUAUGAUGUUUUUUUCUGACAGAAAUGGGUUAGAGUGCUGCUCUUUUUUUUAAAAAAACAAAAACAAAACAAAAAUAAAUAGAAAAGGGGAAGGGAGAAGGAAAAACUCUGUGCUCCUCUGUAUAAAAUUCACUAUUGUGCCCCCCUCUUUCUUUUGUUUGGAGCUACAGUAGUCUGUAAUCUAGUGUACAGCAAUAGAAAAUUGUAGGGUAUACAGUACUGUGGACUCUGACGUCUUCCUAUUCUAAACGUGAAAAAACAAAGGCUCGGGUUCCAACUCCUUUUCUUUCUAGAGCAGAUGGCGCACUUUAUUCUGAGUCUCAAAUGCACUUCUCCCUUAGGUAACAGGCGACUGAGUAGAACACUCGUAACAAUGCAAAAGGAGCAUGGCUUCUAGGGAAGGCAGUUAGCACAUCUAAAUACACAAUCAAGUUUCACACAUUCUUUGGGAUGGAUAUACACGGAAACCCAAGAAAACUGCCAUAGAGUCUGUGUACACAAAGAUAAACACAACCAAGUAGCCUUGACAUGUAAAACCUUUAUUAACAGAGACAUUUACAAGAUUUAUUUUGUGAAGUUGUAAUCUAUAUUUUGCUAAUUAUUAGUUAGAGUGCAGAAACACAAAUGUUGCGUAUCCAUAUCUUCAACUACUCAUUUAAGCAUGCCAAUGUCCGUUCUAAUAUCUUAGAUAACGAAUGGCAACACGAUUGGGAAAUUCAGCUAUAAAUGAAAAGAUUUAUGACUUAUUUUGAUAGAUACGAUACGCUUUGGCUUGAAAUGAAAUCAUGGAGUAAGCACCAGUACAGUAUUAUACAUGGCUUUGAAUGUCCAAUGUCUUUUCUUCUCAAAUGUUUGAACGUAAAUUGAUUUUUACUAUUUAUAUUACAGCACUUUUUAAUAUGGAUGCACUGAAUCCACAAUUUUUUGGGAGCCGGCUAAUUACCGGACCAAGUCCAAACCCUAAAUUGUAUAAUGCAAAUCAGCGGUCGGAAGUCUUAAAGAGAAAAAGAAAGAGGAUUUAUUUACUUCCUUGUUUGUCUGGAGUAAAGUCAUGUGAUUUUAAGAAUGUGGAUUCUAAAUCAGAAUCCUGCUGAAAAAGGCCGAAUCCCAAAUCAAAUCCUGGAUUUGGUGUAUCCCUACUUUUUAAAUUAUUUGUUUAAAAAAGAAUAAAGGGUGGGGAAUUAUCAACAUUCAAAAAUUCUCCUUCAUUUUUCUUGCUGAAUCUUAUGAGGUUGUUUCACGAUUUUUGUUUUUCAUUUAUUUAUCAUUCAUUGGGCCAUAUUUAAUUCAGAGAGAAAACGUUAUCUCAUGGUUUAUCACGUGAAAACUCAUGGACGAGAUUCAAUUAGAGGGGAAAAACUCAUAGGCUUCAAUAGAGUUUUCAGGUGAUAAACCACGAGAUACGUUUUUCUAAAGUUAAUUGCAUCUCACUUGAAUCUCAUUCACCCGAUAAACCUUUUUCUUCCUGAAUUUGACCCAAGAAUACAUUUCUUACAUUGCACAAGAUUUUUACGAUAACCCAACUCAAGAAUUCUUGACGACUUUUGCAGGUGGAUUGAUACAAAGAUGAAAGCAUUUCUGCAAAUUUGAGCUUCCAAAUGUUCCACGUGUGACAUUUGACCAAUUGUCCCUUAAUUUUAUACACAGUACAAAAAGACUAGAACCAGAAAAAGAAACUGUAAUAAUAAAUAUAAUGCUGAAUUUUUAAAAUCAUUUGUUGAAAAUGUUUCUAUGAACGUGUCUGCCCUUUUCUACAAAUAAAAACACUGCCAAUGACAGUCGCAGUAUCUUCAAUGG